This is a messenger RNA of Gryllus bimaculatus (two-spotted cricket), 2263 nucleotides long. NCBI's taxonomy places the organism in Eukaryota, Metazoa, Arthropoda, Insecta, Orthoptera, Gryllidae. The record is from the annotation of a GenBank genome assembly.
AUGGCUGACGUUGUUCAAGGCGCUGUGCCGUGUGUUGGCGUGCGCAAAGAGGCCGUGUCGGCGCGUGUGUGCUGGCAGAGCAGCGCGGAGGAGAAGCGGCUGCUGAGCCUGGAGCGGCUGCUGCGCGUGUUCCUGCCGCCGGCGCUCGCCAAGGCCACGCGCGCCAAGGAGGUGCAGGCCAUCCUGCUGUUCGCCUCCAUGCUCGCAAAGCAGCGCUCAUUCACCAAGAUAUCCUUUCUCCAUGGAAGAAAUGCUCUAGAAUGUCACAGGGAAUUUGUGGAAGCUGUUGGGAAUAAUGCCCUUACCUACUGGACAGUCGCGAGAUAUCCAAGAGUGCUUCAGAGAGGACACUUGGCAACCUGUAAUCAGCAACGCAGUCACACACAGUUCCGGCAGGUGACUAACGCGCUGCGCUGCAGAUGGAAAGAAGCGCCGGGCGCAGCGGUGGGCAGCGGCGGAGAGGAGGUGUGGGAGACGGGGUGGUGCAGGGCGAAGCGGCCAGAAGCCAUUGUCUGUGAGAAGACGGCUCUGCCCUUGGGCGGUCGCCCGCAGGGCGCGGCGGAGGCGGCGGAGGAAGGGCAGGGAUUCAGGCGCUUGAGAAGUGGAGGAGGUGAGGGGUGGGUGCAGUUGGUUUGGGAGAACACGGUGGUAACGGGGUAUGAUAAGAAGGUGCCGACCCUACGCCCACAGCGUACUUGUUGUCCACAUCUCAGUGUGCCAAAUGAGGUGUGUAAAGCAGAGAUGUUUGUGCAUGGGCGUCGCUGUCGCGCUCUGCCGCAGCAAUUCCCGCGCGAGAAGGAGCUGCAGAACCGCGCGGCGCAGCGCGAGGCGUCGGAGCGGUUCAACCUGUCGCGGCUGCAGGACGAGUACGGCUUCGUGCAGUGGCAGCCGCUGCUCGAGGAGGUCUUCUCGCGCAACUUCACCGACGACGACGUCUUCUACGUGCGAGCGCCCGACUACAUGCGCCGCCUGCAGUCCAUGCUGCUGCACUUCCAGCGAAGGGUGGUGCACAACGCGCUGCUGCUGCUGUUCGCGCGGGACUCGCUGUGGGAGCUGGUGGACGCAACGGCGCUGGCGAGCGACGCGGGCGGCGGCGGGGGCGACGGCGGGGGCGACGGGGGCGGCGUGGGCGUGGGCGUGGGCGCGGGCGCGGGCGCGGGCGGCGCGGGCGGGCGCUACUGGCCCGGCUUCUGCGCGCGCGUCACCGUCUCGCUAUUCGCGCGCGCCGCCUCCGCGCUCUACCUGCGCCAAAUUUCUCCACCGGGCUACCCUGAGCAGUCUUGUACUUCAGGUGCUCCACCUUCUCGACGCAGUGGCAGCGCCUUGCGACUGCGCGUCAACGCUUUGUUUCCCGGAGUCCUUUGUGUGACAUCUAACGAUGAUGAUGAUGAUGAUAUCGUGGUGGUGGCUAAGCAUAGGUGGCCUAAGGUGCAUGUUGAUCCAGAAAACUUUUUUAACAACGUGAUUAGUCGAUAUCGGCAAAUGAGGAAGAUCCCGCACGAUAUCCUAGAGAAUCCUGUGUCAGAAAAGAAGUGGGCCUAUCCGUUCGUCGUCAACGCCUUCUACGUUCGCUCCAUCAACAGCAUGGUGAUCCCGCUGGCGGUGCUGACGCAGCCCACGUUCCGCGCGGACGUGCCGCGCUACGUGCCGCACGCGACGGUGGGGCUGCUGCUGGCGCACGAGAUGGUGCACGCCUUCGACCUGGCCGGCAUCGCGCACGGCGCCGACGGCGCGCCCGCCGACUGGUUCUCGGCGCCCGCGCGCCUGCGCCUCGAGGCGCGGCUGGACUGCGUGGCGCGGCAGUACGCGGCCGCCUUCACGCGCCAGGUGGCCUUCCUCGGCUCCUCCGUCGACGUGCAGAACAUGGCGGACAUCGCGGCGCUGCAGGUGGCGCACUCUGCGUGGCGGGCGGCGCUGGCGGCGACGCCAGACGGCCCCGACGCGCGCCUCCCGCACAUCAACCUCAGCACGCGCCAGCUUUUCUUCGUCGCCGCCGCUCAGUCUUACUGUUCGUCUCUGACGCCAGAGGAGUACAUUGUGCUGGUGGAAGUUGAUCACCACACUCCGUAUCCAGAAAGAAUCAACGGCAUGAUGAUGAACUCCCCGGCGUUUGCUGAGGCUUUCAAAUGCCCCGUGGGAUCUCCAAUGAAUCCUGAAAAGAAAUGUGCCAUUUGGUGAACGAUGUUCUUUGUGGACUUCAACCUUGACACGCCGACAUGUGGUUUUGCAUACUAUAAAGGACAGAAAAUUCCUUAUAGUCAGG